Molecule: messenger RNA, 559 nt
Organism: Galdieria sulphuraria
Lineage: Eukaryota; Rhodophyta; Bangiophyceae; Galdieriales; Galdieriaceae
Exons: 2
Coding region: 39-407 (122 amino acids)
Biological process (GO): mitochondrial respiratory chain complex IV assembly
Cellular component (GO): mitochondrial intermembrane space
Source: RefSeq, a predicted model, not a curated record
AGAAGACGACGACAUAAAUGCUCUUUCAUAAUUGAGGAAUGGCUUCUCCUACAACUCAGCCACGUUCCAGUGCCAGAGCUCCUGAAAAGGGAAGUUUUCCGUUAGACCACCAACAUAUUUGUAAAGAGUUUGCAGAAAAGUUUCGUACUUGUUUAGAAGAAAACAACUAUGUCACUGCAAAGUGUCGUUCUUUGUCAAAACUCUAUUUGCAGUGUAGAAUGCAGAAUGGGCUCAUGACACCGGAAAGUUGGGAGCGCUUGGGUUUUUACGAAGAUGACGAACAACGUAUCCCCAGCAACUUGAACUUGGGUCCAGAGAGUCACCAAGCUUCAGGUUAUGUUGCAGGAUUGAGGUAUCGAAAGAAAAGAAGGGAAAUGCGUCAACAGGAUAAUCAAGAAGAUAGCUAGAAACUAGCUUAGGUUUUGUACAAGUAGUGUAUAGGAAUCGUGUUCACGCUGCGCAAAACUAUUGCAAUAAAAAAAGUUACUUUAGCGUUGAUAGUUUGCGUGAUUCGAUGGGCUAUCAAAUAGUUAUCUACUACUUGUUUCAAAAAAAAAAA